Molecule: messenger RNA, 1515 nt
Organism: Centruroides sculpturatus (bark scorpion)
Lineage: Eukaryota; Metazoa; Arthropoda; Arachnida; Scorpiones; Buthidae
Exons: 3
Coding region: 203-1414 (403 amino acids)
Biological process (GO): neurogenesis
Cellular component (GO): cytosol
Source: RefSeq, a predicted model, not a curated record
UUUUUUUAAAUAUAAAAAAUUAUAGAUGAUUUUAUUACAUUUUACUUCGAUAUUUUAUGCAAAUAUGUCUAAACUCUGGAUUAGUAGGCUUAAAACAAAAAUAUCGUGAUUUAACAAUUUUUAUUAUUAUUUGUAAAUUUACGUCAGCAAAUUUGAAGAGACAAAUUGAUAUUUUCUAUUAUCUAUCCUUGAUUUAAUAGGAAUGGAUGUACUUGAGAAUCCAAUUAUAAAGAUCGUAACCAGUGAUGGAGAAGAAAUAGAAAUUUCCAAAUCUGAAAUUUGCGGAAAAAGUGAAAUAUUUAGUGCUAUGUUGGAAGAAAGAGAAAACAAAAGAAUAUUUAGAAUGAGAGUGACGGAAAGUUAUGAAUCUUUCUUAAACUUUCUCGGAUAUAUCGGAAGAGAUGAUGAGAGAGAUCGAUCCUUAUGCGAAUUAUUAGAUCUUUAUAAGAUGGUCAAAAAAUACCAAAUUCAAAAAUUAAUGGACAAAUUUAAAAUAUUUCCGAAGCUAAUAAAUAUAGAAUUUGCUUCAAAAGCUUAUAAAUACGCUAUAAAAUUCAAAGAUCUGGAAUUACAAUAUUGCUGUUGGAAACUGUUUCGAGAAUUUACUGAUGAUCACAUCAAAGGAGAAGAAUUUAUCCAUUCUGGAAAGAAGACAGUUGAAAGAUUUGUUACCUGCCCGAUUUACACUAAUUUAUCUGAAUCAUCAUUAUUUAUCGGGCUGUAUAGAUGGGCUAAAUUAAGAGUUUUGAAUAAUGGCUUUCUUCCCGAAAUCUUUCGUAUUAGAAAUGAAAUGGAGCCUUUUCUGUGUUAUAUUAGAUUUUUGGUUAUGACACGUGACGAGUUGGAAGUAGUUUUCAAAAAAGGUAUCUUGAAUGAAUCUGAAAUAACAGAAAUCCUGAAUUAUUUCAGCAAGGUUGGCAUCGUAUCUGUAUCUUGCAAUAUCAGUAAUAAUACCAAGAAGAGAAACAUUGACGAAUACUUUUGUUUGUUUGAAUAUCAUAAACUUCGAUGUUUCAAAACUGAAAAAAGGUCAUUAACACCAAAAGAUGAUUUUUUUUGCGAAUUGACAGUUUUUUCUAAAUGCUAUCUCCUUGAAUUACAUCUUCCUAUAUGUCAUUCUAAUCCAUUUCCACUUGCUGUCAACGUAAAAAUUUUCCGCGUAAAAGAUCACUUGGUGACUAAUUUGAACUCUACGAAGGCAACUUGCUCUGCUACAGGAGAAAUAACUAUACCUUCUUAUACGAUAGUUUUUGAAGGAAAGUGCCGAUAUAUAAUUAGAGCAUAUUUUAUCCCCAAAAUGAAUCAAGAUAAUAAAGUAACUAUAAUGAGAUCGCCUAAUUAUUACCACUUUGAAAACGAGAGUUUUGAUAAUGUUCGUAAUAGAUUAUAUUCAUUUGUUACAUUGUUUUUCUAAUUUAAAACAGACUAAUUAUAUGACAGAUUUUCCGAAUUUUGUAUGUCUAAAUGUUUGAGUAAUAAUAUAAAAAUCAUAAUAAAAUUUCAUUUAAAAAAGAU